UACGUCACAAACUGACACACUACAUAGCCGUCAUCCGGGCGAACAAAAAGAAACUCAGAGCGAUGCCGGUAGGUGGAACGUGCAGCUUGUCUCAACACACAAAUGUCAACACGACCCAACCCAGACUCUGAACAUUAACCUUCUAUAGAUAGAUGCACAUACAGCUGAAAUCAAGACCCCCCCACAGAUACACACAGUCCUUGUGCCGGACCCCCAGGAAGGAAGAGGUCUGAGAGGCUGGUAAACAGUGGAUCUGUGUCCGACUCCACUGGGCAAGAGGUCACCCAGUAACCAGAGGUCAAACUGACCAGUGAGCCACCUCCACCAGCACCACCAUCCACCUCCACCAGCACCUCCUUCCACCUCCACCAGCACCUCCUUCCACAUCCACCAUCCACCACCAGCACCACCUCAGGGUAGCGGGGACGGGGGGGCCGACCCCGGCGCGGGAGCCUGUCUACGGAACAAGCAAGGCGGGCAGGAAGGCAGCGAUGCUGGCCAAGAUCCUGGAGCUGAUGUGGGUGGAGCCGGAGGUGCUGGAGGCCCUGAGCGAGGAGCAGAAGAGGAUUCUGUUCUUUAAGAUGCGGGAGGAGCAGGUUCGCCGCUGGACGGAGCGGGAGGGCAGGGGGGAGACGGAGGACAACAAGGACAACCACGACCACGGCGGCCCAAAGAAAGCCUCUACGAAGCAUGUGACCUGGCUGCUGGGCCGAGACGGUGACGUGAGAGUCAGCGUGAUCGGUGAGGAGGAUGAGUUCAGGUCCUCCAAACUCCUCCAGUCUCUGCUCAACAACAGAUAUCAUGAUGCCUGCAUGGUCGAUGUCCAGCCAGCCGCCUCGUUCCCCCCGAGAGUGACCGACCUACAAGGCCGUAGGCCUGGUACAGCGGGGGCCCUAGCUAAGAGCCGGUCUCUGGACCAGGGGCUGGGGUCCCGGAGCAGCGUGGAGGAGCGCGCAGACGCCAGCGCCCCGGAGGACGACAGCGACUGUGAGCCCACCGCUGCCGCUGGCGGUGGCGACUACCUCGACCGCGAUGGGGCCCCUCUCCGCCAGCCCGGGCUCCGUAACCACGGCAACCGCCCGCCACCGCUGCGGGCGCAGUCGCUAGACGCAGGCAGGACGCUGGACGGAGAGGCGCCGGGCGGCCUGGAGGAGGAGCCGGAGUUCGGAGCCCGCGUGGCCGAGUCGAAAAGGACCUCCGCACCCGGGACCACGGUGUCCUCCAAGCCCGCAGUACCGGUCAAACCUCCCCACCUGCAGCCAGGCAACCGCUCUGUCCCCCGACCAGUACCUGAGGGCAUCACCGCUAGCUAGCUGGUUAGCUGGCUCCAUUCAAUGUCUAUGUGCUGUGUUAGCAUUUCACUGUAGCGCACAGCAAGUCCACCAUGGCAACAGAGCAGAAAAGAAUGCACGGAUGUUGCUGAGGGUUGGAGGGUCAUUCCUCGGAGCGGAUGGAGGUCCAGUGACGGCCAUGAGCUUGUUCGAGGACCCCUCCUCGAGUGAGGGCGACGGGAGACGGAUGGACAUCAGAGAGGGGGAGAGCUGCAGGACUCCCCUGGAAGAUGGAACACAAACACUGAAGCUGCUUGAAAAUGAACCGAUGGAUGUUUUUUUUAAUAUUUAUAUAUAUUUACAAUCGCAGGAUAUUCUUAAAUAUAUCAACGGCCUGUUUUGUCUUCAUUUUUAAGAUGUCCACCAUGCACUAUUGAAUUGAAGAAUAUAAUAAAAUGGAUCAUUUCUAUAUAUUUUUUAUAAAUCAAUGUAUUUUGGUACUUUCCAUUCUGAAUGUACAAACUGUUUCUGUAUGUCUGUGCUAACUCUGCAAUCUCGUGGCCUUUUUAUCAGUGUAUAUUUUCACUGUCUCUAUAUGAUUACUUUGGGGGGGGGGGUGGUGGUGGUAUGUCUUAAAGUACGUUCGUAAUAAAUCAGACUUCCAAAAAUU
This is a messenger RNA of Gadus morhua (Atlantic cod), 1941 nucleotides long. RefSeq names its product SH2 domain-containing protein 4A. Lineage: Eukaryota; Metazoa; Chordata; Actinopteri; Gadiformes; Gadidae. Gene Ontology annotation, cellular component: cytoplasm. The transcript has 6 exons. The coding region runs from base 492 to 1313 and encodes 273 amino acids. The record is from RefSeq and is a predicted model, not a curated record.